Molecule: messenger RNA, 1592 nt
Organism: Panicum virgatum (switchgrass)
Lineage: Eukaryota; Viridiplantae; Streptophyta; Magnoliopsida; Poales; Poaceae
Product: pirin-like protein
Exons: 5
Coding region: 153-1349 (398 amino acids)
Source: RefSeq, a predicted model, not a curated record
GAAGCGCCAGCAGCCACGGGUGGCUGCCGCAGCCGAGCCGGUCAACCCCCAUGGAUGCUUAGUUUUUUUUAAAAAAGUUUUAUAAUCCGGGCCGCAGCGGAAGCCAUGGAUCGUGGUCAAACCCGGCAAAGGUAUUUGUAGUGGCACGUCCCAUGCCUCCUCGCCACCCCUCGAACCCACGCACAAGGAUGACGACGACGAUGAUGAGGCUGAGGCAGCACCUGGCCUCCCCUAUUUAUACCUCCGCCAUCGCCAGGAUCGGCAACAGAGCCCACCACCACCGCCUCCCCAUCGCGCCACCGCAAAAGCUGCGACCAAGUACUGCUAGUACUACCCACAACAAGCUCCUGCUCCUCCUGAUUCUUCUGCUAGUCGUCGUCUUCUUCUUCUUCUUGAUCCCGACCGUCUUGUUGCCCCCAGACCGAACCAUGUCGUCGUCGUCGUCGUCGUCUUCCUCUGCAUCGGACGCCGCCGCUUCGACGCCGUUCGAGAAGCCCAGGGCCGUGGUCAAGAAGCUCCUCGCCGAGUCGCAGCCCGAGGGUCAGGGCGCCACCGUCCGGAGGAGCAUCGGCAGGCAUGAGCUCAGGAACCUGGACCCCUUCCUCAUGCUCGACGAGUUCUCAGUCUCCAAGCCCGCCGGGUUCCCCGACCAUCCCCACAGAGGAUUCGAGACCGUCACCUACAUGCUCGAGGGCGCCUUCACCCACCAGGAUUUUGCAGGCCACAAGGGCACCAUCAGGACAGGGGAUGUCCAGUGGAUGACUGCCGGGCGUGGCAUCGUGCACUCGGAGAUGCCGGCGGGAGACGGGGUGCAGAAGGGCCUGCAGCUCUGGAUCAACCUCUCCUCCAAAGACAAGAUGAUCGAGCCCCGGUACCAGGAGCUCCAGAGCAAGGACAUCAGCCGCGCCGACAAGGACGGCGUGGAGGUCCGGAUCAUCGCCGGCGAGGCCUUCGGCGUGCGCUCCCCGGUGUACACGCGCACCCCGACCAUGUACAUGGACUUCACCAUGCGGCCGGGGUCGGAGCUCCACCAGCCCAUCCCGGAGGGCUGGAACGCCUUCGUCUACAUCAUCGACGGCGAGGGCGUGUUCGGCCGGGAGAGGUCGGCCCCCGUCGGCGCGCACCACUGCCUCGUGCUGGGCCCCGGCGACGGGCUGAGCGUGUGGAACAAGUCCGGCGCGCCGCUGCGGUUCGCGCUGGUGGGCGGGCAGCCGCUGGGCGAGCCGGUGGUGCAGCACGGGCCCUUCGUCAUGAACUCGCGCGCCGAGAUCCAGCAGGCCAUGGAGGACUACUACUACGGCAAGAACGGCUUCGAGAGGGCCACCCAGUGGACCUCCUCCUCCGCCUGAUCCACAGAGAAAUCGACACAGGGGGAAGAAAAAGGAAAACAAAACAAUUGAUGUCCUCCAUCAUACUUGGAUUGGACAGAGUUGACCAUUAGCCUAUACAUACUACUGUACUCUUAUCUUGAUAACUAAUUUUUUCUCUCCUUAUUGUCUUGUAUGGUGAUUGUAAUAAGCAGAUUGGAGAAUUUAUUUACAGUCUGUUCUAAUAUACCAUCAUGAUUUCUUUCAAUGGAUUAAAUUUGUCCA